AUGUCGCGCUCUCUCCUCUCGCACGCUCUACCUCCCUGCCUGCCGCGAUUCACGCCCAGCACGCCGCUCAGUUACCAACAUAACGGUCGCGCGGUUCAACGACAGGCCCCGCUCGAUCAGCCCCCGCGUCGCUCUCGCUGCGUCCCCCGCGUCUCGGCGUCCCCCUUGCAGCCAUCGUUGCGCCCAUCCGCUCUCCGCAAAUCGAACCAUUCCAACGGUCACCGCCACAGUCUCCGUUCCCGCUGGUCCCUUAUCGCCACUUCUUCGCAAAUUCGCAGGAGGAAUCGCGAAGAUGACAUUCGCCGCGCCGUCGCGGCCGCGUCGCACGGCGACGGAGCAAAGGAAUCGGUCGGCGGCGAGCCCGUGACGGCGCCUGCUACGACGAGCGGAGAUACCAAUACGAGCAGCGGGGGAUGCAAUGAAACGGUUACGGGCAGUGGCAGGAGCAAAAGUAGCACUAGUAACGCAGCGCCACGAGGCCAGGAUGCAGGUUCUUCGCAUCCAUCCCCGUUUCAAGCCUCCUCGCCACAAGAACCAACCCUCGAUCCUCGCUCGGAUCUCACAAGCGACCCCGCCAGUCCCUCCUCCCCUUCCGCCAUCUCCCCGCCCACUUCCGCGUCGCUUCCUCCGCCCAGCUUCCCCGCGUGGUACUACUCCCCGCGCCACGUGGCAGCGCACUACGGGGUGAAUCUCGAUACGGGCUUGUCCGAAUCCGACGUGGCGCGGCGGCGCGCAGCGCACGGGUGGAACGAGCUAGACCGACCAGCGGGCACGGCGUUCUGGGACCUAGUCUUAGACCAGCUCAACGACACACUAGUUAGGAUCCUCGUCGCCGCCGCCGUCGUCUCGCUCGCGCUAGCCGUGGCGGAGCAGGGCGGGGGAGGGGGCGCGGGAGGCGCAGCGGAAGGCGGAGGGGGAGGCGGAGGGGGGUCGGCGGGGUACACGGAGCCGGUGGUGAUCGUGGCGAUCGUGGUGCUGAACGCGCUCAUCGGCGUGUGGCAGCAGGUGCAGGCGGAGCAGUCACUGCAGGUGAGAUACGGUCGCGGAGCAAGAAUCUGUCUGCUUCUGAAUCGGUCAAACCUGAAUGCGUUUCCUUUCUCUUCCCCGUCCUUUCCUCCCCCCACCAUCCGCCUCCUUCCCCCAUCCAUCCUCCCAUGCGCUCCCCCUCCGCCCUCCACGUGCCCCCAGGCGCUGAAGGAGCUGCAGCCGCAGACGGCGCGAGUGAGGCGGGCCGCUGCUCCUGUCGUGACCGUGGAGGGAGGCCAAGGCGCCCGGGAGGACGACAGUGACGAGGCAGCAGUGCUACCAGCAGCAGCAGCAGCGGCAGCAGCAGCAGCAGCAGCAGCAGCAGCGCCAUUCAUAACGGUGCCAGCGCGAGAGCUGGUACCGGGGGACGUGGUGGAGGUGCGGGCAGGCGACCGCGUGGCAGCAGACAUGCGCAUCGUUGCGGUGGUGAGCGGUUGUGUGCGGCUCAACGAGUCCACUCUUACUGGGGAGAGCGAGCCCCAGGUGAAGCAGACCGAGCGGGUGCCGCGGAGGCGGGAAGGGGGAGAGGAGAGUGAGGAGGAAAGUCGGUGGGACGACAGCAGCAGCGACGACGAUCUGACGAUUGCGAGGACAGUCCAGUCAAACGCCAACAUAGUGCUUGCUGAUGGUGGGAACAACGAGGAGGAGGGAGCAGCGCAGCAGGCAGAUUGGGACAGCAGCAGCAGCAGCGAUGGCCUGGAGAUCCAGGCGAAGGCGAACAUGGCGUUUGCGGGAACAACAGCAGCAAGCGGGACGUUCAUCGGGGUGGUGGUGGCGACAGGCAUGGGCACGGAGGUGGGGCGCAUCCAGGCGCAGAUCACAGCGGCUGCAGCGGAGGAGGCGGCGUACGACACGCCGCUGUCGCGCAGAUUGGACGAGUUCUCCACCGCGCUGACCCAGGCUGUGGGCGCGAUGUGCGUGGUGCUCUGGGCCGUCAAUUUCGACCGGUUUGUGGCGUGGAACGCGGUGGGGCGGACUUUGGUAUUCAACGCUCAGCAGGCGACGUUCUAUUUCAAGGAAGCAGUGGCGCUGGCAGUAGCAGCGAUCCCCGAGGGGCUACCAGCAGUGAUCACCACGUGUCUUGCGCUGGGCACGCGGCGCAUGGCAGAGGCGCACGCUAUAGUCCGACGCUUGCCGUCCGUUGAGACGCUCGGCUGCACCACCGUGAUCUGCUCGGAUAAGACCGGCACGCUCACGACCAAUCAGAUGGCGGUUGCCAGCCUGGCGGUGCCACGUGGCGCUGACGGGGACGUGCGGUGGUAUGACGUGUCGGGGACCACGUAUGACCCGGGGGAUGGGGAGGUGGUGGGGUGGAGAGGGGGAGGGCGAGGGGAAGAUAAGGGAGGAGGAGGAGGAGCAGGAGGAGGAGGAGAGGGAGGAGGAAAUGAAUCUGUUUUGAGCAAGGAUGGUUCGAGUGGAGGGAUUGUGAGUGAGGGGGAUUGGAGUGGAGAGGCGGGAGUGUGUAGUGUGGCGGGCAUCAGUGCGCUGUGCAAUGACAGCAGCAUCACCGUUAGCAAGGGGCGAUAUGGCUGCUCUGGCAUGCCCACUGAGGCUGCUCUCAAGCGGUGGGCGCGCGUGUGCACUCUGGAGUUCGACCGCCUUCGCAAGUCCAUGAGCGUCAUUGUCACGCCCCUGGGGGGCCACGACUUGCCCAUGCAGCAGCGCGACGCAGCUGGGGCGGGUGCGGCAGUAGGAGCGCCAGGAGGAGUGGGGAUGGGUGCGGUAGUGCGGGAGGGCGGGGCAGCACUGGAGGAAAACAUGUUGGAGGGAAGAGGAGAGGGGACAGGGGAGGAGGGGUUGUGCGGGGUGGGGAACCUGCUGUUGGUGAAGGGAGCAGCGGAGUGCGUGCUAGGGCGCUGCUCCUCCCUGCAACUCCCGUCUGGCGCCAUUGUCCCCCUCUCCCCCUCCGCGCGCACCCGUGUGGCCCACAGCAUUGCAGCCAUGGCCUCCCAGGGCCUCCGCGUGCUGGCCUUUGCCUUUCGAGACAACCUCCCCCCUGCUCUUGCGGGUUUGGGCUUGAAGACCGGGCGGGAUGGGGGCGAGGGGAGCGAGGGAGCGGGUGAUGGGAGCAGGGAAGGGGUGGGAAGGGAUGGAAGGGAGGUGCCGGGGAGUGGGGAGGGGUGGAGUGAGGAGGUGCGGCGGUGGGUGGAGGAUGGGAGCCGGUACGAGGAGUUGGAGAGCGAGCUCACGUUUGUGGGGCUGGUGGGGAUCCGAGACCCGCCCAGGCCUGAGGUUCCGGGGGCGAUAGCAGCGUGCACGAGUGCAGGCAUGCGCGUGAUUGUCAUCACUGGGGAUUCAGGGGCUACCGCUGAUGCUGUUGCACGGCAGAUCGGGCUGUUUGGGGGCGGUGGUGAGGAGAGUCACGGUGGCUUGCAUCCUGACCGUGACUCUCCUGCUGGGCAUUCGUACGCGGCGGCGGAGUUUGUUCGGCUGCCAGAAGCGGAGCAGCUGAGGAUCCUGGCAGGAAACCCAGAGGGGACAGCAGGCACAAGCGGGGAGACAGGUGGAGAUAGAAGCAGCGGAGGGGCGAGGGGUGGCAGUAGGGGCGGCAAUCUGGUGUUCUGGCGGGCGGAGCCGGCGCACAAGCAGGCGAUCGUGAGGGCGCUGCGAGCACAGGGCGAGGUGGUGGCCAUGACGGGCGACGGUGUGAACGAUGCCCCCGCGCUCAAGCUGGCGGACAUUGGCAUCGCCAUGGGCGCCACUGGCACUGAGGUAGCAAAAGAAGCCGCAGACAUGGUACUGGCAGACGACAACUUUGCCACGAUCGUAGAGGCAGUUCGAGAGGGGCGUGCCAUCUUUGACAACAUGCGCGCGUUCAUCCGCUACCUCAUCUCCUCCAACAUCGGCGAGGUCAUCGCCAUCUUCGCCGCCUCCCUGCUCGGCCUGCCCUCCUCCUCCUUCCUCCUCCCCGUGCAGCUCCUCUGGGUCAACCUCGUGGGGGACGGGGCUCCGGCGGUGGCGUUAGGCUUUACUCCGCCCGAGGCUGAUGUGAUGGCGAGGCCGCCAAGGGAGAGGGAUCAGGGGCUCGUUUCCCCGUGGGUGCUCGUGCGGUUUGGGGUGCUGGGGGCGUACAUCGGUGCUGCGACCGUUGGGGUGUUUUCGGUGUGGUUUUUGAAUGGGGAGGUGGUGGAAGGGGGGGUUGGAGGGGUGGGGAUGGGCGUGGGGACGGUGGAGGAGAGUGUGAGGGGGGAGGAGGGGGUGGGGGGCGGAAAUGGCGGGUGGUUUGCGCCGUUUGAGUUGGAGAGGGACGGGCAUUCCGCUGUGACUUGGGAGCAGCUGUCGCACUCCCGCACCUGCUCUGUCUGGUCGGCGCCUGCUGCUGCUAGCGCCGCUUCUGGUGCUCCUGCUGCUACUCUCACCGCCCCUCCUCUUGUAGACCCACCAGCAACCGCUGCAUCAGCAUUCGCAGGAGAACCAGCACCAGCAACCGCACCACAAUCCCCCUUCAACCCACACCUCUCCUACACAGUAGCAGGCGGCGGCACAGUCUCCUUCCCCACCCCGUGCGACUACUUCACUCACGGCACAGCCAAGCCAUCCACGCUAGCGCUCACCACCCUCGUCACCAUCGAGAUGCUACUCGCCCUCAGCUCUGUUUCCGAGUACCGCAGUUUGCUGCAAUCUCCACCGUGGAUCAACAGGUGGUUGAUCCUGGCCGUCGGUGCGUCCAUGGGGCUCCACGUGGCGCUGCUGUAUUCGCCGCUCGCGGGCGUGUUUGAGGUGGUGCCGCUGACGUGGCGGGAGUGGGCGCUGGUGGUUGUGUUUUCCCUGCCCGUGCUGCUGGUGGAUGAGGGGCUCAAGCUGCUGGGCCGGUGGAUCUUUGCACGGCAGAGGGGAGAGACUAGAUAG
Closterium sp. Yama58-4 is the source of this 4875-nucleotide messenger RNA. NCBI's taxonomy places the organism in Eukaryota, Viridiplantae, Streptophyta, Zygnematophyceae, Desmidiales, Closteriaceae. The record is from the annotation of a GenBank genome assembly.